AUGGGUUAUGCUCCCGGUUAUGCUAAUCUUGAGCAUUCGGUGUUCCCGGAUAGAGCGAUUGCACGGGAAAUGAUGAAACUACAAGUAAGGUGCGUGUAUUAUGGAUGCGACUGGGACGGAUAUUUCCUACAGUAUAAGGAGCACAGAGCGUCGUGUGAAUUCUGCGUUAUAAGUUGUCCCGUUGAAGGAUGUAGUCAGGAAAUACAAAGACGCAACCUGUCAAGACAUAAAAAGGACGAAUGUUAUAUGCGUAAUACAAAAUGUCAACACUGCAAUGAUGACUUCAUAUAUCGCGAUCUAAAGACUCAUCAUACCCGUUGCCUGAAAAUGAAAGUUUCUUGCGAUUGGUGUGGAAUUGUAAUGUUACGAGAGAAGAUAGAGAAGGACGAACAAAGUAUCCACAACAAACAAGCUGCUCAGCACCAUAUACAUCUACUGCUCCAAACGAUACUGGCGAUGGAUAAGAUGAAAGUUAACAUUAACGAGUACAGUACACAGAUUCAACAGAUGACAACCUUGUUAGAAUCGCAGAAAACAAAAAUUCAGAACUUGACGCAAACAACGGGAAAUCUUGAGAACCAGGUAGGGCAGUGUGCUAAUCAGCUAGCCAGAAAAACUGUCGGAGCUGGAAUGAAAGAGGCGGUUAAUAACUGGCAGACAAAGAUAAAUGAAUUAAGAGCAAACAUUGUUAAGUUAGAAAAGAAGCUAGAAACAUAUGAGGCUAUAGUGUCUGUGUUAUCACGCGAAGCAGAAUGCACUGGUGGUAAUUUAAAGUUUGUGCAACGCCAAGGAGAUCAGUUUAAAGAACAAAUUCGGAUAUUAGAAAAUAAUUGCAAAUCACAAGAUCGAAUAAUAGCACAAAAGGAUGUCUCAUUGGCGGAACAAGAUGUACGGAUACAGGCACUUGAGAUGACGUCAUACGACGGUAUAUUGCUAUGGAAAAUCACCGAUUUUGCUAGGAAGAGACGUGACGCCAUUUCCGGCCGUACACCAUCUAUAUAUUCUCCGUAUUUCUUCACCAGUCACCAUGGUUACAAAUUAUGUGCAAGGCUCUAUUUGAAUGGGGAUGGUAUGGGGAAGGGAAAUCACGUAUCCCUGUUCUUUGUAGUGAUGAAAGGGGAGUAUGACGCAAUCUUAAAAUGGCCAUUUAGACAGAAAGUCACUUUGAUGUGGUUGGAUCAAUCUAAUAGGGAACACGUGAUCGAUGCGUUCCGACCAGAUCCCUCAUCGAAUUCAUUCAAACGUCCAACAGGUGAUAUGAACAUUGCAUCCGGAUGUCCUUUAUUCAUGCCACUCAGUGUUAUUGACAAUCGUAGAUGCGAAUACGUGAAAGAUGAUACCGCAUUCAUCCGUAUUAUUGUCGAUAUAACUGACUUAGUUUAA
Saccoglossus kowalevskii is the source of this 1383-nucleotide messenger RNA. Its product is annotated as TNF receptor-associated factor 2-like. Gene Ontology annotation, biological process: regulation of apoptotic process; regulation of canonical NF-kappaB signal transduction; signal transduction. The record is from RefSeq and is a predicted model, not a curated record. Gene Ontology annotation, molecular function: zinc ion binding; tumor necrosis factor receptor binding. Gene Ontology annotation, cellular component: plasma membrane signaling receptor complex; cytoplasmic side of plasma membrane. Lineage: Eukaryota; Metazoa; Hemichordata; Enteropneusta; Harrimaniidae.